Molecule: messenger RNA, 744 nt
Organism: Entamoeba histolytica HM-1:IMSS
Lineage: Eukaryota; Evosea; Mastigamoebida; Endamoebidae
Product: small GTP binding protein rab1a, putative
Exons: 2
Coding region: 1-744 (247 amino acids)
Molecular function (GO): GTPase activity; GTP binding
Source: RefSeq, a predicted model, not a curated record
AUGAAUAUUAAAGGUGAUACCAUUUCACUAGAAGAAGAAACAACAAAAUCAAUGUUAACAACUGAAGAUAUAUUUAGUACAGAAGACACUGACACAAACAUUAAACAAAUAGAGGAACAACCAUUUAAAAUAUUAAUGGUAGGAGAUGAGGGAGUAGGGAAGACUUGUUUGGUGAGACAAUUUGUUAAUAAGAAGAAUAAAGAAGAUGGAAAGUCUAAUAUUUGUUAUACUAAAAUACUAAAUAUUUCAGGAGAUAAUAUUGCAUUACAAAUUGUUUGUUUUUAUUUUAUUAACUACUUUAAUUUGUUAGAAAAGUCAAAUAAUCAAUAUGUAGUGGGAUUUGAAUCAAAACAACAAGAUACAAUGAUGUCAAGAAGUUACUAUGAAGGAUGUAAUGCUGUCAUUGUAGUAUUUGAUAUUUCUGAUAGAACAACGUAUGAAAGUGUCAAAGGAUGGUUAAAAGAUGUUGGAUAUUAUGCACCUAAAGACAUUAUCAAAUAUCUUGUAGGAAAUAAAACUGAUUUAGCUGCAAAUAGAAUUGUUUCUAGUCAAGAAGCACAAGACCUUGCUAAAAGAGAAGGAUUUGAAUUUAUUGAGACAAGUACUAAAUCAAAUAACAAUGUAGAUAUUUUAUUUCAACAAAUUGGAAGACUAUUAUUUCAAAAGAAUUUAGUAUUGUCAAUAAAUACUCCACAACCAUUUCCUAAAUUAAAGAAGAAAGCAAAGUGUUGUAUUAUUGUAUAA